AUGCAAUCAGGAGCGUGUGAAGGGGGAGCAUUUGACGUGAAGUUUUCCUAUCAGAACAAUUCCAUGUGGAACACUUGUUUAUCAAGUCUCAAAAUAUUUGUUUAUGCCAUCUGGCUGCCAUCGACGCUGAAGAUCACCAAGGGAUCAGCGGUCGGUGGCAUGGUAUUGGACAUCAAGGGGUUGGGCUUUUCCUCGAAAUACAACUAUUCUUGCUCCUUCGUGUACAGCGAAGAUAUAAAUUUAAUUCACAGCGAAGUGGCUGAGGUGCAGACCAUUUCAGAAUCCUUGCUGGAGGUAGUCACUCCAGUAUGGAACUAUCCCGCACGAGUGGUUCUUAUCCAGCUGACGAUGAUAGAUUCAACAGGCACCCCUUUCGAUAUCAAAUCACACGACACAAGGAAAGGGAUUUUCGAAAUCGAAGAGGAGAUUGUAGCGUAUCAGCCUUCUAUCGUCUACUCAGAAGAAGGAGCAUCUGUCAUGCUGCAGGGUGCAGGACUGGAUUUCAUUUCACAGCAGGUCCUGCCUCCAUUCUACAAGCAGACUUCGGACACUAACUAUCUGAGCGUGCGAAAGAACGUGCGGUACAGACUUGACGCUCCCGGUUUCUCUUCAUGGAGCUGUCUAGUGUACAACUCGAGCUUGAUGAACUGCACAAUCAUGUCCUGGAAAUUUGAAGCGCAGCUGGUCAGUUUCCGUGUGACCAAAUAUUGGUGCGACUCGUCCUGGAACACCCCCAUCGAGUACAACUUCGAAAAGGAUCUCCUACACUCCAACUUGUCACUGUCGAUUGAGUUCCUACCUCAAAUCAGGAGGAUCGAGCCGACUAUUGGUAAUGCUUUCGGCAGGACCUCGAUCACGAUACUGGGGAAUGGUUUCGAGAAUGUCGAGAGCUUUUGCGUAUUCAGGGAUUCAGGACAGGCAGUAAUCCAAAACCUUACUUCUAUCUUUGUUUCUUCGACUGAAAUCGAUUGCUCGCCCACGAACGAAUUUGCUGAUCCAGCCGUCAAAGACGUGGCGCUUUCCUUUGAGCUUGUCAGUCGAGGGACCUCUGUUCAAUCAGUCAAUGAGUUGCACUUCCAGGCCUCUGAUAUCAACAGCGCCCCGACAUUCUCUUGUCAAACCCUUGUGAUCUCUUAUUCCUCUCUCCCGCACUCUUAUCCUUUCCUCUACGGCAUCAGCCCAAACAGCUCUUACGCACCCAAUGAGCAGAAUCAAUUGUUAUCGUUUCAUAUAGUCGAUAUCCCGGGCUUUUUGCUGGGAAGUGUCAGUGUCCAAGACUCUAAUCUUACAUUCACCACGGUAGAUCCCGAAGGUGGGUUGAUAUAUUUGAAGAUUCGAAUUCAAGACGACGGUGGCAAUCAGAAUGGUGGGAUGAAUUGGACAGAGAAGGAAUGCAAAGUCUACGUCUUGCCAAAGAGAUCCAUGCUUCAAAACUUCGAAAUCAAUCAGACCAUGUUGACUAUAGACCUAGUCGAGUCUGAGCAAGACGAGUUGUACACAUACUUCGGCUUCAUCACCGAUAUCUUCUAUGGCGUCCUGCAACCGUACCCUGACUUGUCGAUUCAAUUAAUUUCACCCGAACCUGAUUUUCAACGUGCGUUUCGAGUCUCCCCAAAGCUGGAAGGGGGAAGCUUGAUCUUCACGACAGCUGCGUAUGCCAACGGAGAUUUCAUCCUGUCGGUCGUCAUCGAUCAGUUGCCUGAGAAUUCCAAAAACUUCACCAUUGCGAUAUCUUCCAAGAAUCAGGCCCCUGAGUUUGUCCUGGUCAACGACGUGUUUGUGUUCCAGCAGACUCUGGUGAAUGGCACAUCGUUCGAUCAGAUGUUUCUCUCCAACAUCAGCAAGGGUUCUCGCUUUGACAAGUACUUUGAAGAGUCCCAGGUCCUGAACUUUGACUGGUGGCCCAUGUCAAACGAGUUUCCGCUUGAGAAUUUCACCCUGUACAUUCCCCCCGAUGAACCCCAGACAGCGCGGAUCAAGUUUUUCAUCCCUCCUUGCGUGUACGGAUCAUUCUAUGUCAACGUGUCGCUGAUGGACAACGGAGGGAGUCAGUUCAACGGGAUGUCAUCGGUGAACUUCACUGUUCAAGUGGUGGUCGAGGCGAUCAACACUCCUCCUUUCUUCCAGCUCCCUGCCUUGAGCCUCAGCGUGUGCGAGGGCAGCGGGUCUCACGAGUUCCCGGGGUUCGCCGAUGCGAUCUCCAAGGGCGUUUGUGCCUACGAAGACUUGGAGCAGCUGAUCUCAUUCCUCGUCUGGCCGGUCCCAGGGAAGGAGGUGGGGAACUUGAUAUCGGAAAUGAGCUUGAACGGGAGUGGAGUACUUUCGUUCAACCUGUCCACGUCUGGGUUCGGGAGGGGAGAAUUCUAUGUGAUGUUGGUGGAUGACAGGAUGGGAGGGAACAAUGCCUCCAUCAGAAGAAGCUUCGAGAUUCAAGUUGUUUCCGUUCACGACCCGCCGACCUUCAUGGUCUCUCACUCGUUGGUGUACGAUCAGCCGGUUGAAGACUCGGUCUUGGUCUUCGACAACUUCUUCUACAACAUCUCUAACGACGUCUUUGGUGCCCCGUCUCCCUGCCUAAACCAGACGUUCCUCUUCGAGUUUGACCCAGAGCUGCCGCUGGCCAUGUACGGCGACGAGCUGCUUUCCCGGUCCUCCCUUGGCGACUGUUUGAGGGACUUGCAAGUGUACGGAAACGGCUCGCUGAUGCUCAGUGCGUCUCCGGUCUGUUUCGGGGAGGCUGCGAUGAAAGUCAACUACGUAGAAAGAACUUGCUUCUCUUGUACCAACACCUCCAGUGUCUUCAACGUGACCGUACGCUGGGUCAACAAGAAACCAGGUUUCGACGUUCGAGAUCAAACCAUCGACGAGUGCGUUGUUUGUGGUGAACUGGAGCUGGAGGGUGCCGCCGUGAACAUCACGGCAGGGUCGGUGUAUGAGGACAGAGUUCAGAGAGUCUCCUUCACCGUCAGCCUCCUUGAGGGAGAAAGUACCCUGAUGAGUGACGAUUUCGAGAGUGUUUCCUUGGACGCCAACGGCACUCUGAGAGUGAAGCUCAAGAGCUCGAGGAGGGGGACGGCAAACUUCUCCGUAAGCCUGCGGGACGACGGAGGGAUAGAGAGGGGCGGGGUAAACGUUUCAGACGUGAAACUCCUGCAACUGGUCGUGCUUCCCGUCAAUAAUCGCCCGUCGUUCUCCCUCCUGCCCUCCCUUCCCGUCCUGGAGGGCUCGGGUUGCAGCAACUUCACUCAGGUCGCGUUCAACAUCUCAGCGGGAGCAGGGAACGAGAUCGAUCAGCUGAUCUCCUUCACCGUCAUCAGCAUCGACCCCCCGAGCUUCCUCGCCGAUCAACCUUGCAGCUGCUCCUCCUGCCCCCCCUUCUCCAUCGACCCCGCCACUGGCCUUGCCAGGUUCCAGGUGCUGGAGCACCAGGUGGGAAACUUCACAGUGGAGGUGCAGCUGGUGGACAGCGGGGGUACAGAGCGAGGAGGGCAGAACGUGUCAGCGCCCGAGACGAUCGAGCUUGUAAUCCUGCCAGUCAACGACCAGCCAACUUUUGCCGUUGAGAACUUUGACGUUUACGAGCAGCAGGAGCUUGUCCAUGUCAGCAGGCGGGACGUUGCUAUCAACAUUUCGGUAGGAAUCUCGCCGGACGAGGUCGACCAGAAGUUUUCCUUCAUAGUCAAUCUGCUCUCCUCGACUCAGGACCCGCUAAUCUCUGACGUUUCCAUGCUCCCCAACGGCACCCUCCUCUUCCUCCAGUACCCCCGGGCCAACGGGCUGGCGACGCUGUCGGUGAUCAUGGAGGACAACGGGGGGACGGCGAACGGGGGGUCCAACACUUCGACCUUGAUGUACCUGAACAUCACGGUCGUGCCCGUCAACAGCCAGCCUACCUUCGAGCUCGUCAACGUCUCCCUGUGGGAGGGAACGGAAUUCAGCAUGAUCGCCGACGUCGCCCGCAACAUCUCUGCUGGGGCAGCCGACGAGGGCCAGCAGCUGCUCACCUUCCAGGUGGAGGUGAUGUGGAGCGAAAGCGUGUCUUUCCCUGAUUUACCGCCUGCCUUCCUCCUGCACCCCAAUGGGACCCUCGCCUCCAGCCUCCCUCCCUACCGCAACGGAGAGGUUCAGCUCAGCGUUGUGCUCUCUGACGAUGGCGGGACGGCUAACGGCGGGGUCAACCGCUCGGUCGAGCACAGGUUGGGAGUGCGGAUAGAACCUGUGAACAACGCGCCAUACUUCGAGGUCGCCAACGAGUCCUGGUAUGAGGAUAGCACCGAGGUCCACUACCUUGCCUUCAACAUUAGCAGAGGCUCGCCCUACGGCGACGAGGACUGGCAGAAUGUCACGUUCCAUAUUUCGUUCGUGGAGGGAGCGGAGCUGUUCGAGAGGCUGGCGGUGGAGAGCGAUGGAAGGGCGGACUACUUGCUAACUGCCAACAUGUUUGGGGUAGCGAUGAUUGAGCUUGUCCUCGUCGAUGAUGGCGGGACGGCAAGGAAUGGUCAAAACACGUCACUCCCAAGGCUUGUCACGAUCACGGUCCUUCCAGUGAACGAUCCUCCCACCUUCUCCCUCUACCCACUGAACGUCCUCGACUACAACUUCUCCUCCUGCACCCGCGGCCUCCCAACGAUCGUGAUGGACAUGAAUGCCUAUGUCUCGCCCCACCCGCUCGUUCUCGAGGGCUUCGUACAGAACAUCAGCAGGGGAGGCUGGCACGAGGCUGAUCAGACUCUUUCCUUCUUCCUCGAGCCUGAGGCCUCCGACCUCGACCUGCUCGCAGAGCCUCUGCGCGUGUGGAGCAACGGGACCAUCGUGAUAGAGCAGCGCAAGGACGCCAGCGGCUGCCUGACAUUCUCCCUGCGGGCUGUAGACAGUGGGAUGGGGAGCAACACGUCGGCAGCGGCUCGUUUCAACCUGCUGAUGGUGCAGAGCGAAGGGAAGGUCAAGUUCCAGCGCAGCCCAUCAGCGCCCUACGACGAGGCCUCGCUACUUCAAUCCAUCUCUCAAAGUCUUCACUAUCCCGCGUGGCUGCUUUCCUUGACGACAGGGAGCGGCCUAGCCAGCGGGACCGUCACGCUGCGAUCGGACCUGCCAGACUACCUGUUCUUCGAGUUCUUGACAAGCUCUCCCAUCAGCAUCUCGGGGAUCCAGCUCCUCUACAGUGAGCUCGUGGUGCAGCAGAUUGACAGUGAGCAGGAGCUUUAUCACGCUGUCCUCCUCCAUGACACCGUCGGAGCCCUGGAAGACUCCAGCUUGCAGACCUUUCACCUCCUCACCAACAUCACGUUGCGGGGCAACCUCCGCAAGCUCAUCCCCGGCCUCCUGCAAACGGCCGAGUACACCGUCCAGUCGUCGGAGAGCUGCCUGCAAGAUUGCUUCGAAGUCGAGCCCCACGUGGAGGUCCCGCCCUGCUCGUUCAACCAGACUUGCGACGCCUUCCUGUCCUUCAGGCCCUCGGCCAACAGCUACUGCGUCUGCCGUCUGCUCGUCUCGCUCGUCGGCAGCUCGUACUCUCACAACGUCACCGUCGUCGUGGACCCACUCAACGACGCUCCUACCUUUGAGUUCCAGCAGGACGUCGUCACGGUCUAUGAGACCCACCAGCCUGCCGGCGAACUCAUCGUCAUCGAGGGCUUGGCAAAGAACAUCAGUGCAGGUCCAAAGGAAGACCAGGACCAGAAGUUGACCUUCGUUUUGACUCCCCUCGACGUCGUCGGCCCUCUCUGCUACGGCGGGCAGCUCAUGGACUGCGAUUGCUGGCCCUGCCCCACCAACGUCUCAGCUACAGCUCAGCUGCCUCCCUCCUGGCUGAUCCUGCAGGAGCCAGAGCUAGAUGCAGUUAGCGGCAACCUGUCCUUCAUACUUGCCCCCGACGCCAUCGGCUUCGUGCUCUACCGGGUUGACCUGCUGGACUCCGGCCCGACUGGGGUGAACCAGUCAAACGUCUCCAUCUCGCUCAACCUGACCAUCAACGUGACCCGGAGCAACCAGCCUCCCUCCUUCCAGCUGACCUUGGCGGAGGUAACGAUGCUCGAGAGCUGUCAGUCCGCCAUCUCAGCUGGGGACUGCGAGGGGCUCCAGUUCACCCUGCAAGGUUUUGCAGUCAACAUUUCCCAGGGCCCGGCCAACGAACAGCGACAGACCGUCUCUUUCCUUCUCGUCCUCCAGUCUUACCAGGUGCCUUUCCAGCAGGGGCAGAACUGGGUCAACGCCUCCUCUUCCCCAGCUGCCGCGGAUGGAUGGGGGCAGCUCCUGUCCGAGGCUAUCAACGUGGACUCCAACGGAACGCUCCGAGCUUCCCUGCUCCCCCAGCACCACGGCAAGCUCGUGUACGACAUCUCUUUGCUCGACAGCGGGUUGUCGGGAGGGAGGGAGAGCAACCGCUCUCCUAGCUCGCGGUUCGUCUUCCACGUCAUCAGCGUCAACGACGCACCCUCCUUCUCCCUCGAUCCUCUCUUCUCCGCACUCGACUGGGACUCCCUGUGCUCCAACUCCAGCAGCUCUCACCUUCAGCUCAUGUUCUGCGUCGACAUCUCGUCCCAGGAGAGGUCCCUUGAGCCCCAGUGCCACGAGCUCGACCACUUCGUCAACGACGUGACAGGAAACCUGUCGCUGUACUCGUCCUCCUACAACGUCUCUUCCGCCUCCUGCAGCUCCAAGGACCUAGCUGGGGCUGUGCUGAACGGGACUUGUGAAGGGGGAGACUUUCGCAAUGUCUCGCUGCUGACUUCGAUCUCGUUUCUUGUGCGGGUCCCGACCAAGAGGGCUGCAAUCCAGCAAGUCCAGGAGAGGGUCCAGCAAGUCCAGGAGAGGGUCCAGCAUGUGAUCACCAGCGUAUUCGCCUCGUCUGCGGUGAACUCCUCACUGAAGGUUUCCUUCGAGGACAACGUCACUCAGUGCAGUCAGAGCGUCAACAAGAGCAACGCUGCCAUCUUCCGCUCGAGCUUUCAGCUUCACUUCUUGCCGUCGUCCCCGCUCAAGGCCCACCCCUGCCUCUUUGCAUGUAUGCCGCAUGACCAGCCUGUCCUCCUCGACCUCGAGUGCUCUCGCUUCUGCCUCGAGUCAACCGUCACCACCCACCUGCUCGCCGAGCUGAAGUUUGACGUAUUUGUCAUCGACUUCCUCACUCGGUUCGACUCGGACCGGCCGGUCUCAGUCUCCAUCAACGUCUCCGCUGGGCCCGGGGACUGGCUGCCCUCUGGCUCCUCGGUCUACUUCCAGUACCCUCGAGUCCACUGCUCGGGCCUGACGCUGAUGAUUCACAAUCUGGUGGACAACGUGACGGCAGGAGGGUGGGGAGAGGAGAACCAGAGCCUGUGGUUCAGCCUCGAGAGGUUCGCGGGCCCCGACAUGGGCCGGCCGUCGAUCCGCUUCCCGUUCGGGGAGACCAACAAGCACACAGUCUUCAUCUUCGAGCUCAAUGACCUGGCGUACGGCACGGCCUCCUACAACGUGACACUGCAUGACUCCGGGAGCGAGAUGUACGGGGGAAGGAACAGAGAGACGUCCAAGACUCCCCUCCAAGUCUCCCGCCUCGUCGGCAACUUCCGCCCGACUUUCGCCCUUGUCGCCGACCAGCUUGAAGUCAUGCAGGACUCUUCCUGCGUCGAGAACCCUAUCGAUGGGCGCUGCUACGCCCGCUGUCAGUACUCUCACUCGCUGUGCUCGUCUGGCCCUCGAGCCGGGGCUCGCUGCGGGGCCAACAGCGACUGUCCUGGAGCUUGUGAGGAAGGAGUCUACUACAACGGGUCCAACACCUGCGUUACUGGCUGUAUGUGCAGCGUCUUUGGAGAUGUUGCCUGCGAAGACAUCGGAGUCUGCUCCUGCUCCACCCCCAACAACGGCGCCCUCUGCCUCGCCGACGGCGAGUGCACCGGAGGGGGAAAGUGCAGAGGUCGAGGAGAGUGCCGACUCGAGGGGGACAACCGGAGCUGCACGACAGCAGCUGACUGCCUGUCGGGUGGCACGUGCGAGAACGAGUUCCUCUCAGAACUCCUGCACGUCAAGCUGGGCGUCGCCGUCAACAUCUCUGCUGGGUCCCUGUUGGAGCAGUCCUGUGACCAGCAGCUCAGGGCCCAUCCCGACCAGUUCGAGUGCAGGACGCAGCAGGUUUCCUUCCUCCUCGUCCCCGACAAUGAAACAGACGCCUCCUCCCUCUUCGCUCAACUGCCGACGAUGGACUCCAACGGCACUCUGUCCUUCCGGCUCAGUCCCAACAAGCACGGUGUGGUCCAGUUCACGGUCUUGCUGCAGGACGACAGUAUGGCACAAGGCACCAACAUCUCCCUCCCUCGCCCUCUCACCAUCUUGGUAGCAAGGAGGGCAGCGUUCGACGUGCAGGACGUCGUGCUCUUCGAAGGUUCCUCGCAGUCUGCCGCUCAGGUCGCCAGCAACAUCAGGACGCAACAUCUGCUGACGACCAACGGGACUCUCACCUACUCGUACUCCUUCUCCCUCCAGAUGUCCCAUCCACAGCUCUUCCUCUCUUCUCCUCCUCCCUCCGUUGACACCAACGGUGUUCUCCACUUCGCUCUCCGACCCUUCGAGUACGGCACGAGCACAAUCAGGAUCACGCUCGCGGACCUCUCGUACCCAGCGAUCUCUUCCUUCACGGUCUCUCACGACAUCAACUUCACCGUCAGCCAUGUGAACAGUCCUCCCACUUUCUCCCUCCUUUUCGACCGGCUCGUCCUACCGCCAGGCCUCCUGACCCUGCAGGAGUUUGAACUGGCAACCAACAUCUCCGCCGGGCCCAACGAAGACUGUUCCGUGAGCUCCAAGUUCUGCGAGGUCCAGGCGCUCUCCUUCGUGGUCACGGAAGUCUCGAACCCCGUACUCUUCCGCAGGCUCCCGUCGGUAGAUGCCAGGAGCGGCAAGCUGGUCUUCCAGCUCAGAUCCGACCAGUCUGGGUCGUCAACGAUGAACUUGACCCUCGUCGACGACGGCAUGCUGAACGACAUCGUGAGCUACUGCAACCAGACGUUGAACGUGAGCGCCGAGCAGUUGGCGGCGUGCGAGGUGACCAACGGGAAGUACGCGGGAGUGAACAAGACGACGAAGUCCCUCGUCAUCAUAUUGGAGACACCACAGCCCUUCUCAGUCGCCAGGGUGAUGUACAACAUCUUCGAGCCUAGUGCGAACCUGUCGUCCAUAUCCUGCCCCUCGCUGUUGGAGUACAGCCAGGGCUACUUUAACAUCUCACUCCAAGACACCAAGAGGAUAAUAUCCAGCAUCGGCAGCUCCCUCGUCCCUUCUUCGCCCUGUGAGCUCGUCCCUGGCGUCAGGGCCAGCAGCUACUCUUCCAGUAAGAACGAGUCGAUCCUGCUCAUGUCCUACCUCGGUGAGCGGCAGAUCUCCUCCUACGCGACCUUGCUGCGACAGGGCACCUUCCUAGACUCCUCAUUCUCCGCCUUUGUCGCAAGGGAAAGCUCUUCGGUGCCUCUGCUGGCAACCAACGGUUCCAACACCUCCAGUCUGACGUCCAAUCAAACGGCGAGCAACGAGACCAACAUGUCGUUCGUCCUCAAUCCGAGUGACUUCAUCUUCUAUCAGCGAGCUCAGGACAAGGUCUUGUCCACCAGAGGACUCGAGUACAGCAUGGAGCUUGUCUUCAGCUCCGAUGAGAUGUACGCCUACUCGCCUGAAGCUGUCUCUGACACUCUGUCCGUCUGGUCUGUCUCAACCACUCCUGGCAUGGAGCUCAGUUUCCUCACGAGAAGAGCCCAUGACGAGGAGCGCGUCAGGUUUAAGAGCACGGACGUGGAGCGAGUCUUCGACUACACGCCUGAUCAAGUUUACACGCCUGACCUGUGUGUUUUGCAAUCUUUCCCUCAGUUGCAGGGUCAAAGUGAUGACCCCAGUCUCUUCGGGGUCGGUAACGGCUGUGUGGAAAGAUCCUUCCUGUCCCGAAGCCUCGCAUCCUCCCUGCCCAUCGACUACGCGGCUGACGCUGAGCUCAUCGGCUACUGGGACUUCACUGAGCAGAGCAUGCGAGGGAACCAGAGCGUCUCGAGCUAUAGAGAAGGGGAGAUCUGCCAGCAAGGAUCCUGCACCUUCACCUUGAGCGACGGCAUGAGCCUGGCAUGCGAGGCGGAUGUUGGCUGCACCUUCCGCAGGAAGAGCUACGUCCUCCCUACGUGCCUGGAGCCCAGCCUCGACCUCGAGAUCUUCCCCUCCACCUUCCAGAACCUGGCAAGCAGCAGCAAGCUCAGCUCGCUCCUGCUCAUGGGCCCUACGUGCAGGGUGUAUCCCGACAACCUGGAGUGGCUGGCGGGGUCGGAGAACUACGGGCUGCUGAACGUGAUUGCAAACAAUGGAGAGGUUGAGGCCGUCCAGUUUGACGGGGUGCUCAACUCGGGCCUGUUUCUGACCAACGACAUCAGGAGCGUCACCAGCACCAACUACGUCGAUUCAGCUCUUCCUACUCACGCCUUCUCUGUGGAAGCAUGGGUGACCGUCGACAAGCCAGUGGCACCAUCAGGGUCGCAGUCACUGGGAACAAUCUUUGCUGCGGCCUCGGGGGACAGGAACAACGAAGCUGGUUCAUGCAACAAGGGCUGGAUGCUUUCUUACGAGGUGUUGGCAACCAACCAGAUCUCUUUCUACUUGGAUGUCGCCACGGAGAAGCUCGGGGCAGUCAACGGACUCUUCCGGCGCGUCGCCGUUAACUUGCUGUCUUCGUUCUUCAGCCCGACUGAAUGCAAGUGCAUCUAUGGCACAUGGUUCCACAUCGUAGCUAUCUACGACGGCUUCAACCUCAAACUUUUCGUCACAGCCAAGGACUUGGGGACCAGGAACAGCACUGCUGCUGCAUGCGACGUGCCUCCCUGCGGGGCGAUCUACUAUCCUUACUACCACCCCCAAGACCCGACAGUCUGUUACGCUUCAGGCCCCGUGCCCGUCACCAUCGGCAACUACACCAACACGUUCAAGCCCAUUCCUUUUCAGAGCUACAACCACGUCGGCAUGAUCAAGAUGCUGACCCUGUGGAAAGGCGCCUUGUCUACCUCCCAAGUCUCCCUCAGGUUCAACAGGUUCCUGAAGCUCGCAGACAGUCCAUCGCAGCCUUCGAGGUACUGGGGAAAGGUCCCCGGCAUCUCCCCUUCCAUGGACUUCGUGGAUGCUGAAGUGGCUGGGCAAGAGACGUCGCCUAUGAUCAGCCUGAAGGGGGUCUUCGAGUCAACGCUGCGAUACAAGUGUCGAUUCACAACCACAGUACCAGUGGAGGGCCCCGGUGGCUCGUUCCAGACGAGGUACGCGGAGACGAUGGGAUAUGCGAUCAGCACUGGAAGCAAGCUCGGCUUCGUGUUUGGAGAACCUUAUGGCAACUCCUACACCCUCAAGUGUCCUACUCCAACCUGGAGCUAUGGGAACAAAGAGACGAUCUUGUCGGUGUGGGAGGAAUCAAAUGUCCUGACUUCCUUGACUUGGAGGCCUCUGUGGCAGAAAGUUUGCCUGACUACAUUUUGUGGGUACAAGAAGUUCUACCUGAGAUAUUCACAAGCAUCAGCUACCAACCUCCCAGGCUGGUCGUUCGCCCUGCGCAGCCUGACGUCUCCGCCUCUUCCCAACGCAGUGCCAUGUGCUUUCAAUGACACUGCCGGCUCUGUCCCGAUAAACGCCUUCCUAGCGCACUCAGCCGGCGGCUCGAUCACCUCCUUCUUCUUCAUCGCUGCUAGCUCAGUCUGGGCCUUCUCGGAAGCCUUCCAGGUACCCCAGGGUGAUGGACCAGUAGACACUGUGAUCAUUGAGGACGGGGGAAAGGGCUUCGUGGACGGCUGGCUGACCAUGAAGUCCAACGACUUGCUCUUCCCCGACUUCUCAGCUCAGUUCAGCGUCGACGCCUCCAACGCCAUCUCGCAGGUGACGGUGAGGGAGAGCGGGCCGCGCCUGAGGAACAACCUCGUCAAGCUCCUCGUCACCUACGGGGAGGGCUGCGCGACAUCGUCAAGCGUUGCCGAGUGCAGGAGCGUGAGGCAGCAGGGCACCGUGACCUACCUCGAGCGCAGGGUUAACGCGACCAUGUACAACUGCACCGCCAACGGCAAGGUGUACACAGCGGGAAAAGGCUUCGGGUUCGUGGCCAGCUACAUAACCAACGGCACGGAGAUCGUCAGCACGUCCUUCAUGUCGGUCAGUGACCAUGGCACCAACGUCCCCGACCAGGUCGAGCUCUUCGUGUCUGACCACGGGUGUCGAUGUGUACAGAAUGGAAACCAGACAGACGCCAAUGGGUACCCCAACGUGACCGGAUGCCUCAUUGCGCAUGUGGCGGGGGGAGAGAAGCUGACGACGAUGACGAAGAAGGGUAUGAAGAGGAUGAGUCGAGUCGUCCCAAAGCUCUGGGGGGUCAAGGGGCUUCAAGACUGCCUGCAAGUCUCCGGCUGCCUGCCAGACCCCCUUGGGGACGCGUACGGAGGGUCCAGUGCCAUUCAAGCCUUGACCGACCUUUCGUCCGGCACAAGAAUCCUGAUACUAGGGAACUUUCCCCUGGGAGAACGGCAGUCGGACUACCUCACCAUCUGGAACGUCUUCGAUCUCCUACAGCCUCCUGCUCCGGUCCAAAAGGUCCAAACCCCCGGCACCAUGGGCAUCAGCCUCUUGUCCGUUCCUCCCUUCUCCGCUCCCCGCGCCGCCGCCGUUGCCAACUUCCUCGGGCAGAGCUCGAUCUACCGCUGGCUGGGACCUUCGCCAGUCCUCUUUUACGAGAUGGCAGACCCCGGGCUGAACUUUCCUCCCCACGGGCUCGUCCGCUCCCUGACCGACGGCCUGCCCGACCAGAUCGUCGGCAACUUCUCUGCGUCAGGGCCCUUGACUAGUCUGAACUUCUUCCCUGACCGCCCCUUGUUCCCUGGCACGACACUGAGCUUCGUGUACGGCGAUGACUGCGCAGAUGAAGGGGCAGGGUGCCGGAAGAAGAACGUGGUUGGAUCAGUGGGCAUCAUAUCGCUCACGAAGCCCCAGCUCAUUGCGAACUGCACUGCGCAAGACGUGUUGACAGGUGGAGGCGGGUUCAAAGCCUACAUCCUGAACGCGUCUGGAGUGCUGGAGAUCAGGUUCAGAGCAGCGAGUGAUCGCGGAACCAACAUCACAGGAUGCAACGGCAAGACCAGCUUCAAUGAGUGCCUUGACUUCUCCUUCGUAUCCCCCGCGUCAGUCUCGCUGUUCCCGCAAGACGAGCGCCCCUUGUCAAUCUCUCUUGUCGACAUCCUCGAUGCUGGUGUCGGGUACAUUCCUGGGACCCUCAGGGCCACCUCCCUCGCUGACAUCGGUCAAGGUUUCUCAGCAGACUUUGACACCACAGACGGGCGGUUGAGUGAGGUCAAAGUGCAGUCGGCCGGUCAGAACUACCUGCCGGGCUCAUCCCUCGAGAUCUUCUACGGGCCCGGCUGUGCCUUGAAGGACGACGCCUGCAACGAGACGGCGAUGACUGGCACCGUGACGCUCGUCGAGCAAGACUGGGAGGGCUCGGGCACUUUGACCUGCCAGCGGGAUGGGUUUGUGACAGCGACGCACCCGACAGGAGAAGGCUUCAGGGCUGAGCUUUUCGUGGACGGCACAGGAAGAGUCUCGUUCUGGUUCCGCCUUGCUUCGUCCCACGGGUCGAACUACUCGCUGUCUCCCUCCGCUCCCCUCCCCCUCCUCAGCCCGCACAGCAACUGCACCUGUCGCUCCAACAUCGAUCAGCUCCUGCUCAACAUCACCCACUGUGUGCGGCUCGUCGUGGCCACAGGCGCGAGGGUGGUCGGGAGAAAGCAGGAAGCGAUGCGAUCGCUCUACUGCCAUGGCGCCGACCAUUCCGCCUGCCCGGGGCUGACUGAGACUGUUGACACGACGAUCGCCAUGACGACGUCGAGGCUCUGGCCCGUCGACACUCUACGUCCCUACCAGCUCGAUACCAAGGGGGCCGUCGCUGUCGACUCCAUCACCCUACAGAAUUUCUCACUCGUUGCCUUUGCGAGCUACUACGAUCGAGACAUGAGCACCUAUGCUGUGCCGUCAAGGUUGUUUGCUGUGAGAGACAAGGCAGGCGAUCGCCUCCUCGACGCUGAGGUUUUCGAGUACCAGCAGUUUCCGACCGUCGCAGCCACCAACGUGUUGUUCGUCAGGCAAACUUGCAUCCUGCUCAUGUUCACCCAAUACUUCGAGGACACCUUAGUCUACCAGCUCACCAACCUCGACCUCUCCAUGAGGAGCCGGUUUCUCCUGCUGCAGUCCCUUCACACCCGCUCAGCCACAAGUCUCUCGAGCUUCGAAGCAACCGGCACGUUCUUUCUGCUUGUCACUCAAGACGAGGCCCUCUACAACUCCUCCAUGUUCCGUUGGAAUGGCUCCAGCCUGAACGGGGUUCAAACGCUGCAGACUCUCAACAAGGAUUCUUCUAGCGGCCAAUUCCUCCCAUCCUCCUACGUCAACGACGCGUCAACGUGGACGACCAACGGGACACGAUGGGUUCUCUUGGGCGCGCAUCGGAAUCUGACGCAGAACUCCUCCGUCUGGAGCCGCAAGCCUGUGUUCUCCAACUUGUACAGGAUGCAGACUGAGUUCAGAGUGAACAUGCUCCACCCUGUCGACAUGGAGAUGUCGAAUGACGGGAGGUUCAUUUAUGUAGCCUCUUACAGCUCACAGACCUUGAUGUGUUUCCGCCGUAACCCGUCGGACGGGAACUUGUUUGCAGAUGCUGCCUGCAGUUAUGGGCCUCAUCGCAGCGACUAUGUUCCCCUCGGCGCCCUGACGUCCCUGGCCUUGACAAAGGACAGCAGCAAGUUGCUGGCCACGAGUGCCUCGGAACAUGCUCUCUACGUGUUCUGCAUCGACACCCUCAACGGCGAGCUCACUCUCCAUCAGAUUGUCAGUAUGCGAUGCUAUGAUCUGAUGUCGUCGAUCGAUAUUGUGGAUUCUGCCAUCACCGACUCGUUUCUACAGACUGUUCGAGACCAGAUGGUCCUGGACGGAAGGCUUGUCGACGCACUCCGAGGGGCAGCAAUGGUGGCAGUCUCAGGGCAGACGGCAGUCGUAGCUGCUGCUAUAGAUCAUGCGCUAUCUGUCUUCUUCCUCCCCCUCGGGUGCUCCCCUAUCCAGUACGUGGACAGGAUAAGAGAAGGAGAACGAUCCCUCAGCGGCUUCCAGCAGCCCAUGAGCAACAGCUCCAACACGUUGCCCUGGUCAAGAGAUGCCAGCCCGCGGAUGUUCGACCUGCACGACUCCAGCAUGAACUUCACCCGCAUGACUAGGGAGUUCCGCGUCAACGGCGAGUUGAUGCUGGCUGUGGUGGUCGGGUCGGACAGCAGCGACAUUAUGCAGCCAGGCAGCGUCGAGAUCUACAAGUGGGACAUACAAGUCGAGCAGUUCGUCUUCUUGCAGGAUCUGACCCACCUAAGCCACCCGACGGACGUGGUGUUCUUCACAGUGCCGACCAGAGGGCAGCAAGUUGACUCGAGCCUACUGGCUGUCGCUGACUUGAGGCCGGACCUGAGGUCGGCCUACGAUGCUGCCGGAGGGAUCAACGUGUACCUCUGGGAUGUGCAGGAGCAGAUGUUCGUAUUCUUCCAGGUUGUUGACACGAAGCUUCUUCCUCAAAGCAGCCUCUACGACGGGAACAACUUCAAGGUGGUACACACCUGCCCCACCUGUGAGCCGGCGGCAGCGAUAUCAUCGCAAGAGUAUCCUCCAUGCUACGCUUCUUCGGACUCGCGGCCGUGGGCUUGGAUGUACGACUUUGAGGUCUUGCCCAACCAGAGUUUCACGUGCAACUCAACGGUUCUGAACAUGCGCCUGAGCACUUUCACCAUCGACGGCAUCCCCUUCCUGGCCGCCGCUUUCCUGCGUCCUCAGCAUCUGCCGGUCGGCAGCGAGUGGUUGUCUGCGGUGUUCCGGUGGAACAACGACGGGAGGAGGAGUCUGGAGAGCGGCAAGACGGUGGACAUGUUAGGCUUCGACUUCUUCCAGCCCAUCGCAACGUCCAGCGCGUCUGCCGUUCUUCAUUUGAACGUCUCUGCCCCCUCGGGCACCCUCAGGCACCUCAUAGUGUACGGCAACUCCUACCAGGACGACAACCAGCGGACUGACGGGCUUUCGUCGGUGUGGGAGUGGUUCCAACAAGACUGGAACCCCUUCCUAAGGGAGAAGGCCGGGCUGUUCCGGUUGGUGCACAGGUUGCCAGUUACAGGGGUAACGGACAUCACUUCCUGUACGGUCCAGGGCCCGACGGGGUCACUUCUACUCGUUGGGUUCGCAAGUGUCCAGUCGGCGUCGUCGGCUCAGUCGUCGCCCCUAUACAGGUGGGAGCAGGAUCAGCUCGUGGAGUUUCAGGCGCUGCCAGAGGCCUCGUCGAGCCUUGUCUGCUUCCACCAGCGCGGCGACGUCUACCUGGCCCUCGCGCACGUCCCGCCAGCCUACAGCGAGGACGAGGGCAGCUCGUUCGUACACGUCCUCCAAUGGGACAAGGCGACUUCGAAGUUCUCUGCGCUCAUGUCAAUCACCGACGACCAGUACAGGGGACUGUUCGGAUCGGAUGUCCCGUCCUCGGAGAGGAGAAUCCACGAAGCGCACCUCAAGGUGCCAGCUGGCCUGCUGCUGUCCGCCACGAUCGUCCAGCCCUCGCCAGCUCUCAGCCUGAUGUGCCUGUCCAGCCUAACCACAGGGCUCGUCAUGUACGAAUUUGACUUCUCCACACUCAAGGGCCUCCAAGGGGUCUCAGUUGUCAACAUUGACAACCAAGGGAACGUGUUUGCGGUCAGCCCGACCGCCCGGACCCUCGUGCACGUCAAAGUUCAGGACGUCCUCGACUCCUCCAGCCGCGUCGUGUCAAACCUCACUUGGGUGCAGACUUGGAGCGAGCAGCCGCUGCAGCUGUCGCGGCUCAACGCGUCAGUCAGUGAGGGGAUCGUCGGGCUGGCAGGGGCCGUGCGGAUGGAGCUGUCAGACACGCAAUGCUACGAAGAGAUCGUGACCGAUCAGCUGCAGAUGGAGACGUGGAGGAUCGUUCUCAACAGCACCAACGGGACCAACGUCACAAACGCCACGAGCUUUAACGGCACAGUGGAUUCCAACAGCACCAGCAACUCCAGCUCGAGUCAGCUCAACAGCACGUCAAACUCGUCUCUUCCUUGUAACGAGACGCUGGAGAAUUGCAGCUCCCCAACUGCGAGGAGGCUCCUGCAGUCAACCGUCAUGGACUUGGUCAACUACACCAAGGAGCGGCUGGUAACGACCUGCUUCCGCUCCCUCCUUGUCCGCUCACGGCCUCCUCGCUUCAACCUGCCCUGUGGGACCAUCCCUCCGCUCUCCGUUGUCCACGAGCUCGUGCCUCCCAUCUGUCGCUCCUCCUCCUUUUCUGCCUCCUUCCUGGGUGAUCAGAACGCCAUCGCCACCAGCCCCCCAGCUAUCGACAAGGACGGCAAGCUGUCCUUUAAUGUGAAGUCCAGCUGGGGAGGGGAGCAGACGCUUGCGAUCAGUUCAGACUCCUCCAACAUCACGCAGACGGCGCAGCUGACGCUGCUGUCAGCGAACUUUAAGCCGAUGUUCCAGCUCAUGGACGUGGUGGUUAACGAGGACGCCGGUCUCAAGGUCGUCGACUUCGCCAGCGGCGUCCGGUGGAUGCAGAGCCCCAAGGUCGCGCAGUGGCAGCUGAUGCAGAACAUCACGUGCAGCAUCGUCGGGGUGACGAGGCCGGCAACCGACGUCUUCGCACAGCUGCCCACCUUCAUCACUCUCAAGCGACCGGACGGGAGGUACUACGGGGUCACUUCCUUCCAGUGGAGCCCCAACGUGUACGGCGAGUGCUCGGUCCAGAUCCAGCUAGUCAUCGACGACGACAACAUCCCAGCUGAGUUCCGGGAGUCUCAUCCCGCAUCCUUCAUCCUCCGCUCUCUCCCUGUUAACGACCCCCCCUCCUACAUACUCCAGCAGAGCUCCUUCUCAAUCCUCCAGGGUCAGCCGUUCGACCAGCACGUCCUCUCCUGCCUGAGUUGGUAUCCUGACGAUAUCCCGCAAGCAUGCUCAGUACCCAACAUGUGCCUGGGGAGCUUGAAUACCUGCUUCAACAAGGUCCUCUCGUCCGGCCUCACUCAUCCGUCAUCCAACUCCCUUGGGCCCGGCGGGUAUCAGGCCGGACCCUUCUGCAACCUUACCAAGGAGAAGGAGGGCUUCACGUGCUGGUACAGGAUGGAGAUGGCGAACGUGACGCGCUGCCGGACGGAGAUGAUGGGGGUGGGGAACACGACGGUGGCUGUGGAGGUGUGCGAGGAGGACAGGGGGGUGGUCAAGUCCUUCUACUACGACAACGGGUUCCUUCACGUGGACUUCGACCCAGGCAGCUUCGGAUCCUUCGUCCUGACCUUCAAUAUCGUUGACAACGGGGGGAGGGCACGGGGGGGGCUGGACACGGCGACGUUCUCGUUCCGGGUUCAGAUCGGGCAGGUGGUGGCGAAGCCGGAGGUAGUCGUGCAGCCUCCUGCGAUCACAACGCCCGUCGUCAUCGAGCAGAACGUCUCAGUCCCGCCCGUCGUCCUCCCUCCCCUUGCCGACCUAGCUGAGAGUUACCUGAUCGUGGACGAGGUGGCGGCGGCUCUGGUACACAACUACACGGGCUUCUUCCAGUUUGCCGACGGGGGGCUCGAUCAGCAGACGGCCAACGUCCUCACUGUGGUAGUGACCAGCGUCACACGGAAGGAGCUUUUCCUCUCUGACUCGUCCCCGACAUCCUCAUCCUGCACUGGAUGCCCUGUCAUCGCUCUCCAGGGGCUGUCAGGCAGUCUGACCUUCGUCCUGGCUCCCUACCAGUACGGCGUCUCCUCCGUGACAUUCCUGCUGCGAUCGCAGAACCGAUUCGAUGCCAGCAAGUCUGCCGAGGCCUCCCACUCUCUUGAUAUCAUCGUCCUCCCUGUCAACAACCCUCCCAGCGCCGCCGUCUCUCCCCUGGUCGCCGUCCUGUCCGACCGGCAGGACCUCGUCGUCGAUGAAGUUUUCACCAACAUUUCGGUGGGGCCAGCGAAUGAGUUGUGGCAGAACUUGACCUUCGUCAUCGCCAACCUGCACUACACUCCUCUUCUCCUUGGAUCGUUGCCGCACAUCACUCCCGAAGGCUCCCUCCAUCUGAACCUCUCGCAAAACCACCAAGGCACCCUCAACAUGAGCAUCGUGCUCGCGGACUCCGGCGGAACGCAGAGGGGAGGGAGGAACGAGAGCGCUGCGGUGGACAUGCGGCUGAAAGUCUUCGGUAUGCCCCUCGUCACUUCCAUCUUCCCCUGCGUAGGGAGGAGCUCCCAGGGCUGGACCAUGACCAUUAUCGGCAACAACUUCCUUGACUCCCUCCCUGCUGACGCGGCCCCCUACGUCAACUUCGAGGACCGGCAGGCGCUGGUCUACGUGGGAAGGGAGCUGUGCCUGGACCUUCGCAUCGCGUCCAGCAGCAUGAUCACCUGCAUCGCACCCAACGGGUCCAUGCCGGGGAGGAUGCCCGUGACCGUCUCCCUCCCCUCCUUCUCCUCCUCCAACCCCCUGGGAGUAGUCAUCUACCGCGGGGAAGGCAGGAGCUUCACCUAUUCGGAGGGGGUGGUGCAUGCCGACCUCAUGUUUGGAGGAAGCUUCCUGGAGGCGUCGGCCAACCACACCAUGACCCUCCUCGCCCUCGGCCCGGGCCUCUCGCCCCCGGCUGCCUCUUGCAACUCCUCCCACACCUUCUGUCCAGCAGCCGAGCGUGAAGUCUCUGCCAGCAACCUGCUGGGCCAGAGGGGCGUCGUCAGAGCUCUGGAGUUCUUCCAGGGCAAGGUGAUGUACGGAGGUACCUUCCGUUCGGAGUCUAGACAGACUUCGUACCUGGUGAUGUGGGAUGGGGUCCGUCACUUCCCAGUGGGAGGAGGGCUGAACGGCCCGGUCUACUCCCUCAGCAAGUACAAGAACGGCAUCGCUGCCGGAGGAGCGUUCUCCCGCAUAUUCCGCCAGCAGACGUCAGUCAGCGACGGCUUGCAGAGUGGAGGGCUCGGGUUCUGGAACGGAACUUCCUGGAGCCUCAUAGGAGGGAGAGCGGUGAAUGGUGUUGUUUUCUGCAGCGUGACGGUUGGAGACAACCUCUACGUGGGCGGGAGAUUCAACAGCAUCGGAGAUACGACAAUGCAGAACAUUGCCGUGUUUGAUGGACUGGGGUGGUCGGCGAUAGGAGGAGGGCUGCAGGCAGCAGAGGUUAACGACAUGUCCUACUCCGCUGACGUCGGCCUCGUGGUUGUCGGGACGAUCUACCGUUCAGGGGAUACGAUCCUCUCCAAUGUCGUGCGCUGGGACUUUACGGCUGGGAAGUGGCUGAGCUUGGGAGAGUUCGACCAGACUGUCCGGGCAGGCAAGUGCAAGGGAGUCGUCACCGACGGCAACAACAUCUACAUCGGAGGAGACUUCCAGCGAGCCGGCAACCUCAAGAUCCUGUCCAUGGCCAAGACUGUCAUCCAGGGAGGCGUCUUCAUGGGCUGGAAGGAGCUCGCGGCGGCGGUGGAAGGAAACGUGCACAGCAUGCUCUAUUCCGGCGGCUUCCUGUACGUGGGAGGAGACAUGAAGUCAGUCACGGACGGGGAGGGGAAGAAGAGCGUGCAGGGCCUGAUGAGGAGGAGGAUGGACAUGCGGGAGCUCGUCGACACGGUCUGGCAGCCUCUGCGAGGAGCCGAGAGCUUCAUGCCGGCAACCAUCUCGUCCAUCAGUCGGGUGGAGUAG
This is a messenger RNA of Guillardia theta CCMP2712, 20700 nucleotides long. RefSeq lists its product as hypothetical. Gene Ontology annotation, cellular component: membrane. Lineage: Eukaryota; Cryptophyceae; Pyrenomonadales; Geminigeraceae. The transcript is spliced from 34 exons. Gene Ontology annotation, molecular function: calcium ion binding; protein binding. The coding region runs from base 1 to 20700 and encodes 6899 amino acids. Gene Ontology annotation, biological process: homophilic cell-cell adhesion. The record is from RefSeq and is a predicted model, not a curated record.